CUACCAGCUUGCUCUUUAAUUCGAGGGCCUGUGCCCUGGUUCCUUAGGAACAAAGGCAAAGUGAACUGGUGCUGAUUUGGUGUAAGGAAAAGCCCUUGUGCUGGGAGUACUGUCCAUCACUGGAAGAGGCUGCCAGCCCCCAGCUGCAGGAGAUUUUCUAGACCCAGCUGUGCACAGCACACAGGGCCCUGGUUGUAGCUCCCUGUUGAGCCUGCUCUGACCAAGAGGCUUCUCAGGUCCCUUCUGAGGUGAAUGACAUUGUUCUAAGAAGCAGAUGAAAAGGAAGGCAGAUAAGGACUUUCCAUUUUGUGGGGACUUCUCAGUUCCAAGAGGUGACAGUGUUAGUCUUUGGUGAGCAAGGUGCUAUGGAGACUUGGGCUGUUGUUUAGGCUAGUGCUAAAAUACUACAGCACUGCUGCAAGGGAAGAGUGACCUUUGUGACCUUUGUUGACAAGCUGAAUGUAACUGGAUGUUAAGAUAUGAAUGUGGAAAUGAAACUUUAGGGUUGCAUCAAACCCCAGUUUGCUGUAUUGUUACGGAGGUGUUGCCUAAACUAACAGUAAAUGCAGGAACAGUUUGGUGCAUCAAAUGCCUGAGCAAGGGCUGAAUGGCCUGAGGGACUUUAGUGUUGCUGUUGCCUUGGUUCUGUUUGUGCAGAGCUGCUCACUGCCUGUGAAAACUCCAUGCAUUAUCAGUUCUUUGGGAACUGCAGCUCACAGUGGCUGGAGAGAAAUUUGCCUUUUAGGGAGUCACCGUGGUAAAAGGAUCAAGACUCUCAGUCUAAAGCAGCUCAGGUUUAAUGUCGCUGUGGUGCCUGGGUGUUGAAUUUGCUGCUUGAGGAGGGGAUACGUCCCAGCAGGAGGUUGCCUGAAGUACCGCAAGCUGAGGCUUGGAGAAUGUCCCAAAUGCAAGAGAAAUAGUGCAGUAGUGACAGAGUGUGGGUAAUACACUGUAGCAAUUGGGGAAUGAAACUGAGAGCAUGAAGGGAACAAGCUUAGCAGGUUGAAAUUUUGUGUCCUUUGUGCUGGGGCAUUGCUGGUGUGACCAGAACAGGGACUUGGGGGAGUAACUUGGUGCCUUGCUCACAGACACCCUGUGUACAUUUGUUUAAGUGCUGGCUGGAUCACCUUGCACCUGCUACAGAAAUGCCCAUCUUUUUGGACUGAAGACCAGCUAAGGAAUUGGUACUGGUUAGGUUUUGUUUGUCUUUCUCCUUUGUGAACCACUUCUGUUUCAGAAAGGUCGCUGGGCGUGGAUCUUACACACUGUACCACCUCUGUAAAUGAAUGGCUCUGUUUGGUGAGGUAGACAUGCCCGAAGAAGUGUCUGCUUCACCUCCUGCAGUAGCAUCAGUGUGUCAGUGAAAGGACUGAGACGAAGUGCGUUGGAGCCCACCCUGUUGAACCCCCUCAGCUGCCUGACCCGAGCGCGGUGCCCUCCCGUCUUAGGGGGACUGAUCAGAGAGCUCUAACCAGACACUGCACAAACUGCUGGUUGUGACUUCACUUUAAAAGAGGAUUUUGCAUCUUAAUUUGUACUCCUUGGAUUUUGAUGGAAUGCCAGUCACUUUGAUUUGUUCCAUUCUGUGUAGGUUCCUGUUCCUCACCCACUCCCAUGGUACCAGAAUGUCUUCCAGACUCCUUACCGGUAAAAAACAGUAGACAAGAAGACUAGCAUCUGUCAAAUGGGGCUCCCUCUCCACUUCUCUCUACACACCUUUCCUUUGGGGAGAGAAGAAGAGGAGAAUAGCAUGAAAAGUGCAAAAUGUUUCAAAUUCCUGUUCAGAAUCUUGAUAAUAUCAGGAAGGCUCGAAAAAAGGUGAAGGGCAUUCUGGUGGAUCUUGGGCUUGACAGCUGCAGGGAGUUGCUGAAGAAUCUUAAAAGUUUUGACCCAGGUGAAAACCUCUUUUGUAACACUUCAUGGAGUGAUGUCUCUCCUUGGGAGUCUGUGGGCAAAAGGAAGAGGUACAGGACAAAGCCGUACUGCUGCAGCUUAUGCAAGUUCUCCUCCAAGUUCCUUACUUCCUUCAAGAAUCACCUGCACCGUUACCACGAGGAUGAAAUGGACCAAGAGCUGGUGGUUCCUUGCCCGAAAUGUGCGUUCGCUUCCGACCCCAAAAUAGUGGCAAAGCACAUCCGGAUGUUUCAUUCGCCUAACAAGAAAAUACAGAACUAUACCGUCAGCAUUUUGGAUGGCAUGAAAGAGUUCAGGAGCAAGGUCAUAAACUUCACCUGUCUAAAAUGCCACUUUACAGACACGCUCUAUUACAAUAUGAAGAAGCACGUGCUCAUGAACCAUUUCCAAAGCUUAAUAAGUACCUACUUUGGCCAGAAACCCGACGAAGAUGAUGAGAAUUCAGUUGAGCACUACUGUAAGAAAUGCAACGCUUCUGCCAACAGCCAGGAUUGUUUAAUGUAUCACGUCCUGACAUCUGAAAUCCACCGAGACCUGGAGAACAAGCUGCGCUCCGUGAUUUCAAAACACGUGAAGAAGCCGGCGCUGGCGAAGCAGCUGAACAUUGCUCCAAAGCUUCCCCAGGACGACGCGGGGGCUGCCGCGGCCGCGGUGCCCGUCACGGCUCCGCCUUGCCUCCAGCUCGCGUUUCCCCACAACGGCCCGAACCAGAGCGUGGUGCAGCCGAGCGCCGUUCAGAACACGGUCAGGUCGCUGGCCGUCCCAAGUGCCUCCGGUAGCCUUCCACACCCAGCCCCUGCUCCGGUCGUCACCCUGCCGCACGUCGCUCUCGUCUCCGGGAACCUUCCCGUGGCGCCGAGCACCGUCGGCGUGCAGCCCUCGCCUCCCCAGCCUGUCCUUGUUUCCCACGGGCUCCCCCUCGCCCAGCCCGUGGGUGCCGUCAGCGGGCCCGCGGCGCCCGCCGUUCUUCCCCUCAGUCAGCCGGCCAGGCCCGGGGUCUUUCCCCUGACCCAGCCCCUGCCCGUCCCUCAGCCCGCCAGCCCCGGCAAACCCCCGGGAGCCCUCCCCGCCGGCCGGCCUGUGGCACCCGCCGUCCUCAGCGUCAGCAGGCCGCUCGGGCCCAAGGUCGUCCCCGUGGCCCAGAGCCCCGCGCCGGGCGUCCUCCAGCUCAACCAGCCGCUGGCCUCGGGGGUGGUUCCCGUCAGGCAGCCCGUCAGACCCGGCUUUCUGCAGCUGAACCAGCCCGUCGCGCCGGCCGUUAUCCCGGUGAACCAGCCGCUGCAGCCCGCCGUGUCUCAGAACACCACCUUCCUGAUGGCGGGCUCGGUGCUCCGGCAGCUCAUCCCCACGGGCAAGCAGGUGAACGGCUUACCCGCCUACACGCUGGCCCCGGUGUCGGUCACUCUGCCGGUCUCUGCCGGCGGCGGCGUGGCCACCGUCACCCCUCCGCAGGUGCCCAUCCAGCUGGUGCAGUCGGGGCCCGUGGCGCAGCUGUCCCAGGCGCCCGCCGGCGCGCCCUCUCCUCCCGUGGUGCUGGCCUCGCAGAGCCUGUCCUUGCAGGCCUCCCCGCAGGGUCCCGAGAAGAGCCAGGCCAUCAGGCAGGCCAAGCAGUGGAAGACCUGCCCUGUCUGCAACGAGCUCUUCCCGUCAAAUGUCUACGAAGUGCACAUGGAGGUGGCCGCCCACAAGCGCGGCGAGGUCGGUACGGAGGAGAGCCCCGACAAACUGGCGGCCUGCGCGCCCUUCCUGAGGUGGAUGACGGAGAAGACGGUGCGCUGCUUCUCCUGCAAGUGUUUUCUGUCCGAGGAAGAGCUCAUGAAGCACGUCCUGAUGCACGGCCUGGCUUGCUUGUUUUGCACAGUUACUUUCCAUGACUUGAAAAGCCUGGUGGAGCACAACAAAACCACACACAACGGGAAGAAGCAGCUGCACGCAGAUUACUGCAACCGAGGGUUUCAGCUGGGAAACGACGCCCAGGGCGACCUCGUGUUCCCACACUUCGAUUUCAGCACGGUGUUGCCGAGCAAGGACAUUGGGCAGAGAGAAGUGCAUCUGGCGGUGCUGGCCGGGCUGAACUCCAGAACGCUCGUCCCCGUUUACAUCAAGGUGAAGCCUCAGCCGGCGGAAGCGGAGGGCAGGUGCAAGAGGAACAUGCUCACCUGUCCCUUUUGCUUCGGCACCUUCGCCAGCAAAGACACGUACGAGGUGCAUUUGAAGGAGCGGCAUCACAUCAUGCCGACCGUCCACACCAUCCUCAAGUCGCCCGCCUUCAAGUGCAUCCACUGCUGCGGCGUGUACACGGGGAACAUGACGCUGACGGCCAUCGCCGUGCACCUGCUGCGCUGCCGCAGCGCUCCCAAGAGCUCCAACUCCAGCCUGAAGAUGCAGCUGGAGCGCGGCGACAAGAGGGAGCUGCUGCUGCUGAACGGCGAGAAGCACGACGCGCUGGCGCUCAAGAGGAAGCAGCCCGAGCCGUGCGCGGCGGCGGAGGAACAAAGGGGUAAGGAGCAGCAGCCCGUGGGCUCGGGCGCCGGCGUGGCCGUGGCCGAGGCUCACGCCGGGGCAGCGCCUUUCAAACGGCAGAAGGUGGGCGCCAGGACUGAGGCCAGGAAGUUCCCCUCCGGCGAGGACCUGCGCCUGCUGGCCCUGGAUCCCAAGCUGUACGACCACAGCUCUUCCCAGGGCCAGAACCGGUUCUUGACGGACUACUUCCACAAGAGGCCGUAUCCGUCUAAGAAAGAGGUGGAGCUGCUCUCCUCGCUGCUGUACGUGCUGAAGGUGGACGUGGCGGCCUUCUUCGGGAGGAGGAGGAGUAGCUGUUUGAAGGCCAUAAACAACCACAAGCCCUCCGUGCUGCUGGGUUUCAGCAUGUCCGAACUGAAGAAAGUUAAGCACAGUCUGAGUGUCAGAGGCGAGCCGUUAGAGAUGUAACGGAGCCCUUCCUCCCGCCUCCAAGCGGCCCCUCGGCGCUGCUCGCCCGUGGAGCGGCUCCCGGCGCCGGGGCGCACGGCAGCACGCCGAGGCUCCGCUCAGCGCCGCUCCUCCCACGGGAGAGAGCGCCCCGGAUUUGCGGGAUGUGUUUUGGGCUUUCCACAGUUCCUGGAGUAGUGGGGGUUGGGGUUUGUUUGGGUUGGCUUUGUAACUCUCGCUCUGUUUCCCACUCUUCCCCCGGCUCCCGGGACACUUUUUCUACGGCCGUGUAAAACGUUGGUCCCGUUCCAAACAAAGCCCCGUUUAUUUUUCUGCGGUGGUGUCAUCUUUUCUAAACAAUAAAAUGUUUAAUGUUGGUUACAACGCUGAGGUACUAAAGCACCACACAAACAGCCACUUGCUGACUCCUGUUUCGAAGCUCUCCUCCUUUUUUUAACCUGUCUCUGUUCUCCUGACUGAAGAAGCCACUGUAGCCUCCCCAUCCGUUGCCCCUUGGAUUUCCCGGUGCACUGGGAGCAAUAAAAGCCUGGUUAUUCAGAUACCUGCUGGCAGCUGCAUUUGGUUUCUUUUCUCCAAAAGAGGAACCUCAUGGCGUUCAACAAGGACAAGGGCAGAGUCCUGCAGCUGGGAAGGAACAAGUCCAUGCACCAGCACAGGCUGGGGGUGACCUGCUGGGGAGCAGCUCU
Molecule: messenger RNA, 5531 nt
Organism: Colius striatus (speckled mousebird)
Lineage: Eukaryota; Metazoa; Chordata; Aves; Coliiformes; Coliidae
Gene: ADNP2
Product: ADNP homeobox 2
Exons: 5
Coding region: 1765-4845 (1026 amino acids)
Biological process (GO): regulation of gene expression
Cellular component (GO): nucleus
Molecular function (GO): DNA binding
Source: RefSeq, a predicted model, not a curated record